UUUACCCUUUUGUUAGAAAUAACUGCAGUCGUUGAUUACAAUCUUUUGAAUCCCUUAAACGAAAUAGUUUGAAAUGGAUUUCAACGCUCUACCAAGAGAACUGCUGGAGCACAUUCUGUCCAACUUGAAGUUUUCUGAUCUGCUAAGCAAAAGUCUUGUUUGCAAGCUGUGGAAGCAAGCUACCGCGUUUUUUAUCGGCCAGCGAGGACGACUUAACCUCAACCGAGAGAUGUUGGAUUAUCUUCAUGUGCUGGAGAACAGCAAUCGUCAAUAUCAGGCCAUAUCUUUCAAGGGAAAGUACAAAAAGAAAGCUAUGCGGAAACUGUUGCUUAUCUGUGCCGACAAGUUUACUCCCAGAAAGAUUGAACUGCCCGAAAUUUUGCAUGACAAUCUGAACCGGUUUUACGUGUACGUUCAGGAACGGAGGUGGUUCGACUUCGUGGAGGAUCUGUCGGUUACGAUGGACGAUAAUAAAUCGAGUUACCUGCAUUUAAAAAAUUCUCACCACCGGUUAAUAAUGCCAAAUUUAAAGCAUCUGAGGUGGACCGAAUUUUUGCAUGAUGCUGUCCGAUGCAAAAAAGCAGUAACUAUUGUAGCGCCUGAAUUAGAAACUGUUACUCUAUUCGAUUCCUUUAUCGGUGCAUCAGAGCUAACAAUUAUGGCUUGUGAUAACAUUAAACGGAUCGUAUAUAGUCUUCACUCGCAGCGCUUUCACGAUGUUUUCUGCGGACGUUUGUCCCAGUUGGAAAUACUAUGCCUAUAUGGCGACAAUGGAAGCUUCGAAUUUUCUUUUAUUGAACGAAUGCCAAAAUUGCGCUGGUUUGAAGUGUGCAUGAGAUCGAAACCGGAAUAUCUGUUGCCAAAUUUGUCAGUUUUGUAUAAAUGCAAAACUUUAGAAAGUCUAAUGAUCUCGUUCAGUAAUAUUUAUGAUCUCCCCCACGGUACAUUAGACUUGACUGUUUUAUGCCAUAAUCUCGUUAAUCUGAAACAGAUCGAGCUCAACAAAGUAAUAAUACGAAACUCUGGCCCAGUUCGAGCAGAGCGAUUAGUAUUUCUCAGAAUAUCAGAUGCAAAAUUCGCAGAUGAAAACGAUUCUCUGAUGCUGAUCGCACCAAAGUUGGAAACACUAUCUUUGCCAAUGAAUGUUUUGGCAAAAACACGCAUUGAUAAUAAAAGCAGUGUGACAAAACUGUACAUUGAUAUGCAGAAAACACGCUGCUUGAAGGACGCGUUCGACUUACAUUUGCAGCCAUUUAUUCGGUCGAAUGAAACUGUUAGAGAGCUGAUGCUGUGGGAUGGAGGCUACAAAGAUAAAAUAUAUGACGAACAGGAGCCAGAAACGACUCUGAUACAUGUCGAACGAAUGGAAAUCCGCCGAUUGCAUAUCGGUCUUAACUUCUUCCGUAGCAUAGCCAGAUGCCAAUCCUUGAAGCAUCUUUCGUUGGUACUAUGCACUAUCUAUUGCAAAGAUGACGAUCCAAAUAUUCAGCUGGCUGCUUUAGACUCGAUGAACGUACAGCUGGUUAGAGUGCAAAGAUCAUUUCGGUACCGAUUUCCGCUUAUUGCGGGCAGCGAGGAACAAUUACGUGGACAAUCGGGUAUAUUUAGUACGCAUGAUUAUGAGUUCGGAAUUCCUCCCUCGUUAAGAAUACAGUGGGGCAAACAGUUCGUCUCAUUUAGAGCCUUUGAUCGUUAGCAUGAAACAAUUAGGAAACUAUUGAUGCUGAUUUGUUCAAAUCCUUGUGAUAGGUUUUUCCGUUAAGAAAUAAAAUGUUAACACUGAACGGUAAGCGGUACACAUCUUUAUAUGGGUCGCAUGGCCAAAGAAAA
This is a messenger RNA of Sabethes cyaneus, 1830 nucleotides long. RefSeq lists its product as uncharacterized. The transcript has 2 exons. Gene Ontology annotation, molecular function: protein binding. Lineage: Eukaryota; Metazoa; Arthropoda; Insecta; Diptera; Culicidae. Bases 74 to 1696 code for a protein of 540 amino acids. The record is from RefSeq and is a predicted model, not a curated record.